AUGGACCCCAAUGAAAUGCCUGCUGUCCACCACUGCCCUUCAGACUCUGCCACAGGGGGUGAAACCAGAGCCCCCCAGGGCAUGGAACUUAUCCCCAGGAGAGCUGUCAGUCGGUCUCCAACCUGUGCCCGUUGCCGCAACCACGGUGUCACUGCCCACCUCAAGGGCCACAAGCGCCUGUGCCUGUUUCAGGCUUGCGAGUGUCACAAAUGUGUCCUCAUCUUGGAGCGCCGAAGGGUCAUGGCUGCCCAGGUGGCCUUGCGUAGGCAGCAGGAGGCACAGCUAAAGAGGCACCUAGCCCAGGGACUCAUGAGAGGGGCAGCUCCUCCCAAAGCUCCCAGCCGUGUCAAGAAGGGAGUCACUCGACCAGGGGUCCACUCUGGAAAGGAGAACAUAGCACCCCAGCCUCAGACUCCCCAUCAUGUAGUUCCACUGGCACUGACACCUCCUGGAAAGGAGAACUCUCGAGGCCCUCUGCUGCUCAGUCGUCCCCCAGAAGCCUUGCCUUUGCCCUGGACUCCAGUGCCUCCCGGCCCUUGGGCCCCUGGGCACUGGCUGCCUCCAGGCCUUUCCAUGCCAACCCCAGUGGUGUGCCGCUUGCUGUGCCAAGAACCUGCUGUUCCUCUGCAUCCUUUCCCUGGUUUUGACCCUGGCACUGCCCUCCGGCUGCCCACUCAUGGGCCUCUCCCAACCUGCACAGGAUCUUGCCCAAUGCUGACAGCUCCUCUCUCUGGAGAAUCUCAAGGGCCUUCUACCCUGCCCCGCACAUGCUCAACUCUGAUACUCCAGCCCUGUGGCACCCCAGACCCUCUUCUGCUACAGCCACAGGCCCCUGGACCCUCUUGCCUGACCUGGACCUCUGCCUCGUCAGAGCGGCAGCUGCAGCGGGAGGCAGCUGAGGCUCUUGUGGGACUGAAAGAUUCAUCUCAGGCUCCCCGCCUGACUCCUGGCCCUGCCAACCCUGCCUGGAUCUCCCUGCUCCACCCUUGUGGCCCACCAGCUCCUGCUGGAGGAAGAGGAUUCCAGCCUGCUGGGCCCUCUCUCCGGCCCAGCCCAGCCCCUUCCGUGGCUCUGCAUAUUGGGCGACUGGGGUCCAUUUCCCUCCUAAGCUAG
Molecule: messenger RNA, 1113 nt
Organism: Rangifer tarandus platyrhynchus (Svalbard reindeer)
Lineage: Eukaryota; Metazoa; Chordata; Mammalia; Artiodactyla; Cervidae
Source: the annotation of a GenBank genome assembly